Rhincodon typus (whale shark) is the source of this 4351-nucleotide messenger RNA. Its product is annotated as sushi domain-containing protein 6. NCBI's taxonomy places the organism in Eukaryota, Metazoa, Chordata, Chondrichthyes, Orectolobiformes, Rhincodontidae. The transcript is spliced from 5 exons. The coding region runs from base 1 to 783 and encodes 260 amino acids. The record is from RefSeq and is a predicted model, not a curated record.
AUGGCCACCAAAGGUGGAGUGAUUAAAACCAGCAACGCUGAAGAUGCCAGAGUUAGCGAAAAACCGAGAUCUCGCAGAGCUGUGGGACUGCAGGAGGUUCCAGAGAUCAGAUGGUGUUCAACUGUCUUUGGUUAUGAGACUCUGUUUAGUAUUGAUGCUCAUUAUGUUUCAUUCAUUAAGCCUGAAUGUGAACUCAGAAGGAAUAAAGACACAAGGGCAACUAUUGGGGUUCCAACACUAUCGAUAGUUGCAUCAACUGCCAGCUCUGUUGCUUUGAUCCUCCUCCUGGUAGUUUUAUUUGUUUUGCUGCAACCAAAGUUGAAGUCAUUUCACCACAGCAGGCGAGAUCAGGGAGUGUCGGGGGAACAGGUGUCCAUUGUAGUGGAUGGGGUUCCUGUCUCUCUGCCGUCCUACGAGGAAGCCGUGUACGGCAGCUCAGGAGCUGCCAUCCCGCCUUCUGGCUCACGGGUACAGAUCGUCAUGGCGGAAGGGCCAGUUCCAGGUGAAGACGCCCCAGAGGAAGGUGCCCACUGCACCAGAGAUGCUGACGACUGCCCAGAAGGUCCUGGCGACUCUGAGGCUCAUGGCAGCGGAAACCGUUCAGAGACUGUUCUGAUUCAUCAGCCCGCCUUCUCGUCCCCCGCACACUCCCAUAGUUUGGUGAUGAGGCUGUCUUUGUCUUCUGACACUCAAGACACCGAGAGCAGUGACGUCCAGAGUCUUCUAUCCCUCUCCUCCCCUGUGGGAUCUACUGAUGAUAUUCCUCUGCUCAAGGAUGCUUAGGGGGACUGCCUGUGGCUUUCUUCUUCUCUUCCUCGGCCUCCUCUUCAACACUUGGCUCUCCAUCUCCAAUUAAUUGACUCGAAUCCUGUAACAGGAGCUGCAGUAAAGACAUUCCCCUCACUCUGCUGAAGCCUGGUAUGGACAUGAUUCUGUGACUCAGUCGCAUCUACAGCCUGCACUGGGCACAUUCUGGCUAUGGAGACACUGCCUUCAUAUGGAGGGUAAUGCUGGGAACGAUCACCCUCUAGCGAGUGACAGAUAAACCUGACAUCCUUCACAACACAGGAUAUAGACUAGACGCUGAGUGGCGGUGGUGUCCUGACCUGUACAUCUUAACUGCUUUUCCCCUAACCCUGUUUUGGUCUUCAGUGCCAUUCCUGCUCCCAUGUCUGUCACCACUGCUUAGUCCAGUUUAUGAUAGGUUAGAAGGCUCCAGCUACUACUUAAUCCAUUCCCCCAGACCUGGCAGACCAUGCAAACUUCAGCUCUGAAGCCAAAAAGCCAGCUUGGAAUAUCGACUGAGUAAGUUCAACAUCAGAAUGAACAAUUUGCCCCUUUUAUUCUAUUUAAGCUGGGUGCAGCGGAUUUCCAGGUCAUUGCCACAGUUGCCUGUUGAUCUUUCUAAGGGAUGUAUAAUAGAAAAGAUUAUUUUUGGUGAAUAAGGUGUGCUGCUCUGCUAAUAUACCUCUGAGGUGGGAUCAGGCAAGAACAGAUUGGCAAAAGUCAUGUAGUCUGCCAUGGGAGACAAGCUGGGAUGCAUUGUUCAAAAGCUAACUGCUGCAGAAAGCUGAUUGGGGCCAGGUCCUCCUUUGUCUUCCGUGCAAACCACUUUUUGUUUUGAGAAAUUAACUCUGGCAAAUUAGGGAUUCUACAGCCAGUUUCCACACUGUAGCAGGUGACAUUCAGCCCAUCAAGUCCACACUGACCAUCUGAACAGCACCCAGAUCCACCUCCCUCCUCUAUCCCUGCAUUCCCUAUUGCUGUUCAUCUAGCCUACACAGCCCUCGACACUAUGGGCAAUUUGCCAUGGCGAAUCCACCUAACCUGCACAUCUUUGGACUGUGGGAGGAAACCCAAGCAGACACGGGAAGAAACGUACAAACUCCACACAAACAGCUGCUCAAGGCUGGAAUCAAACCCGGAUCCCUAGUUCUGUGAGGUAGCAGCGUUGACCACUGAACUACCUUGUCUCGGACAUGAGCUAGGCUUCCCCCUAACUCUUACAUCUGUGACCAGGAAACACUAGUGGUAGCUGAUGAAGUGAAUGAAGAGGAAAGAAAGAAAUACCUUCUAUUGAUAUUGCACCUUUUACAACUUCAGAGCAUCCCAAAAUGCUUUACAGCCAAUGAAGUAGCUUUGGAGUGCAGUCACUGUUGUAUGGCAGGGCAAUUUGCGCACAACAAAGUCUGACAGACAGUUAUGUGACUAGAGAUUCUGUUUUACUGACAUUGCUCGAGGGAUAAAUAUUUGGCUAGAUCCAGGAGAGAAGUCCCUUAAUCUUCCAAAAAGUGCCAUGGGAUCUUUCACAUCCACCAGGGAGGAUGAUCAGAGGGUUAGUUUAAGGUUGCAUUAGCACCUCUGAGUGCAGCACUCCCUUUGUGUCAGUGCUAGCCUAGAAUUUGUACUCAACUCUUGGAAGGGUGGCUUGAACUUGCAGCCUUCUGAUUUGGCUCACUGUGGGUCAGCAGUGAUCCUGUAAAAUCUGUCCAUGGAAGCUGAUAGAAAGGUCACAACCUUUACACUAUCUGAAAUUCACCCUGCAUUGCUUGCAGUCCUCCAAAGCUGGAAUACCAAAUACUGGUGGCUGUUCCCCUCCUUGAUGUAAACUUCAGAAAGGCUAAAUGGAACUUUUCUUUCUCUUUUUGCCUUGCUGAUGCGAGUGAUGUGUACGUAUGGGUGGUUUAAGGGGUAUGUACGAGUGUGCGUGUGCAUGUCUGUAUUUUCCUGUUUUCACCUAUUUUAUUGACAGGCCUGGAAAAGUGCAAUUCCAGGGUAAGGCUUCAAUGGUUAGAUUAAUAAGGUGAUGUGUAGAUAUUUCCAAAAAAGGUGAAAACUAGGCUUGGCCAAAUUAAAUCAACAGCACUUUCAUUUAUAAAGCUUUUUAAAUUAGUGAACUAUCACAGUAAAAUUUAUGAGACACUUUGACACUGAGCUUUGUGAGAUAUUAGUGUAUUAAAGGAUAGGAACACAGCUGGAAAGUGUGGAUAGCAAGAGGGAUGCUAGUCUUAAGGGGUGUGAAUACAGAGAAAUAAAUCUUAACAUCUAAGCAUUGCAAGCACGUUGAUACAACACAGAAGGCUAGGGGCUAGAGAAAUUGGAACAUAUAGAUACCAAAACAUUCACAUAGGGUAUCCCUUCCACACUGGCAACACUAACUGUACAUUCCCCCUUUCUACAACAGUGAUCCAGUAAAGGCUGCUUGAACACUUGACGAUGAGUUGGGUAUUUCCCAGGUUUGUUCCUUGGCCUGAACUGAACAUAUAUUUUUGUUGAAGUGAGGACCAAUGACUGUUUUCUAUCUAAAUGCUCCCCAAUUGUUACCUUUAGGAUGACUGAACAUGAGGGUUAAUUAAAGCCUGAACCAACCAACCCUGAGGCUUUGUGUGCUGCAAUACAGGCAUAUGCCACCUCACCUCAACCAAAUGACAUUCUUGGAGAGCCAAAACCAGAUGUGAAAACUAGGACAAUUAAGGAGAAAAAUCUAGAAAAUCUCUCUCUCUAUCCAACACCCCAGGAGCUCUCAUGGGUAGAGACUGGCAUGGAUAUCUAAUCAGAAAUGGACUCUGAGAUAAAACAGCUAAGACACAGGAAUAACAUACAAAUUAUAGCUGUAAGUCCACCUAGUCUAUGCUAGUACUUCAUAUGAACCACUUCAAUAUAGCAACAUAAUUUUCUAUUCUUUUCUGUCUCGCACCUCUAGCAUUCCCUUAAAAUACAUAUUUCUUUGUCAUAACCAACCCUGUGGUGUUGAGUGCCACUUUCUAGCUGAGCUCUGAGGUGAAAUGAGUCCACCCCUGCUGCAAGCUAACAAUCAGAUCCACAACUACUGAGUCUAAGCAGCAGCAUGACACAACCACGUUACUGGUAUUUCCACCUUCCUAUCCUUGCAGCUUCGUGUGUGCCCGUGCUAAGAUGUUGUGUGAAUGUGUUCCAAAUCGUGUACUUGGAUUAGCCAGUGCUUUUUUUUUGUAAUCACUGUUUCUUGGGCUCUUGGCUGUAGUGGGGAGGCACGUGUCAAUGAUUAGAUUUCAUUUUUCAUUGUAAAUAAAAGAAUUUCUCUGGUGUUUCCUAAGUGAGGAAUGGGAUGCUGUUGUACAGCCAUCCUGCUGUUGAUGCAGAGGCAAGAGCAUGGUUUCUUGUGACUUGGCUGUUAGUAUAAUUGAGUAGAGCUGUGGAAUGUCAGGGUCACUCAACCUGUGCAUCUUUGGCUUUUGCUUUCACAUUUCUUUGGAAUCCUGUAUAUUGCAAUUGGUGUGAAGAUAGUAUUUUAAUAUUUGUACAAAGUUAAUUUAAGUUUAAUUGUCUUAUGUAUAUAACUGCAUUUCUAAAUAAAAUUUACUCUAAGUGA